GUGUGUGUGUGAUGGUGCAUGCUCGGAUGCUUUGCAGCAUUUCAUUAUUUGUAUCCUCUCCAAGCGCGCGCACAGCAUCAGCGUCGGUGUCGGUGGUCUCGGACUUGAUCGGAAAUCCCUCUGCGCAUCGGACUGAAUGCAACACAAUGCGUUUGGGACGCGCGUGAUGCUGAUGGUGGUGGUGGUGAUAAUGAAGAUGAUAAUGAUGAUGAUGAUGGAGACCCGACGCGUGUUUCGGCUUCAUCCGUUCUGCAUUCAUCCAGUCCCACGCGGUGAUCCGAACACGUCCGAUGGAAUGAGAUGAUGAUCCGCGCGCAGCAAAACAACAACAACAACAACAACAACAACAACAUUAUCAUUAACCGGAUCAUUGAUAGCGCGCGCGGGAGACCCGUGAGUGGAUAAUUGGUUUGAUUGGAGCGCAGUUGGAAGCGCUGGAGCUCCGGAGAUCUCGGGAUGGUGGAGACGCUGAGCAUCGCUGUGAUCGGAGCCGCCGGCGUCGGCAAAACUUCCAUCAUCCGCCGAUUCGUCUACGACGACUUCUCUGAAGCGUACAACCCGACACGCGCGCGACGCGUCUACAGACCGUCUGCGGUCCUCAACGGCCACAUGUACGAGCUGAAGAUUUUGGAUGUACCGCCAAUCGCCGCGUUUCCUUCCAGUCCUGCACAGGAGUGGCUGGAUGCCCGCUGCAGAGGAGUUCGUAACGCCAGCGCCUACAUCCUGGUCUAUGACAUCUGCUGCAUCGAGAGCUUUGAAUAUGUCAAGAUGAUACGACAGCAGAUUGUAGAUAACAGAGAAGGCAGCAGUAGCAGCAGCAGUGAUGGUGGUGAUGUUCCCAUCCUGGUGGUUGGCAGUAAGAGGGAUCUGCAGAGGCAUCGUUUCGCUCAGCGCCGCAGCGUCUCCGUGUUGGUGAAGAAGACGUGGAAGUGCGGCUAUGUGGAGUGUUCGGCCAAGUUCAACUGGCAUGUUCUGCUGCUCUUCAAAGAGCUGCUGGGCAUCGCAGUGGCUCGAGGACUCCGUCACAACCAUGCCUCAAUACGCCUGCAGGGGGCGCUGCACAGCAACCGCUGCUUGGUCAUGUGACCCCUCACCCCAUCUGGGUUUCUCAUGUACACCACCAAGAGGAACUCAAUCAGUUCACACUGUCAGGUUCUCAUAUAAUGUUUAAUCCUGAUAGCGAGAAAGAGAGGGAGAGGAAGAGAUGAUUAGAGAUAGAGAGAGGAAGAGAAAGGAAGAGAGGAAGAGAGAGAAGAUAGUCUUCGUUUGCUCCGUUAUUUACAGGGAUCUUAAAUCACACACACACACACACACACACACACACACACACACACACACACACACAGACUUCUAUUGCAUGACCAUCUUUGGUCCAUGUUGCUUUGAUAACAUUAAUCUAAAAUGGCCUCCAAAAUGAAGCGUAGCAUCACUAAUAAACAAUAUCGUCUACAUCUUUUCCCUCGUAAAAAUAGUAGGGUCUAUGAAUAUGCAUGAAUAUGCAAAUACUGUGUGGACGGCACCCUUAUCGCCAGCAUUAGCCAGUAGCAUUUUAUUUGCAAGGCUAGCUAUUCUUUUACAAUCCCCACAUUAUUGUAUUCUUGUGCUAAUUUGCAUAUCAGAUCUGAUUAGUCCAAAGUUGAAGUGAAAUUUGCCCCACCUCCCAAUCAGUAUUAUACAAAAAUAAUUACAGCCAGUAGUGGCUCUGAAUUAGUGACAUCACAAUCGAAGCGUAAUCCUAGCCCCGCCCAAGACUCACGUUUAUACAUCAAUAUUUUAUGGAUUUUAGUGACAUCACAAACUCCAUCAUAGCCCCACCCACAAAUGAGCUUUGCACACACAUAUUGAGAAAGUUUAAUGGGAAUAAGUGUAAAAAAAAUGUCAACUUUAUGACAAAAGUUUCUGUCAUCCAUCCAGUAGCUUGUAUCUUUAAUCUGUGUUAAUGAUAUCACAAACUCACCCCUGAUUCAGUUUUUUACAGAAAUACACAAAAAUCUUUAUAAUAUACAAUUGGGACAUUUGAAUCAAUAAAUAUUAGGGUUUUUUAAGUUUUGUGUCUAAAUAAUAAUAUUUAAAAACCUUUAUGUUCAAAUGUUAGCAAUACAACCAGACUGCAUCUGAAUUACAGCCAGAUUACAACUAGAUUACAGACAAUAUACAGACUGUUUGCAGAUGGAUUACAGCCAGAUUACAGAUUAUAACCAAAUUACAGAUUACAGACUGUUUGCAGCUCAAUAACAUCUGUAUUGCAACCAGAUUACAGAUGGAUUACAGCCAGAUUACAGCCAUAUUGCAGCUGAAUUGCACAAAUGUAAUGUUUUAUACUCAUAAGAAAGGGUCGACAGAAACAUCUCUACUGUACUCAUAGGUCUUCCUUCAGAGUGUUAAUGAGAUCCAGUCAGGUGUAGCUCAAAUUCUGAGGUAAAACUGAUAACACACACACACACACACACAAACCAAGGAAGUUCCCUGAUGUUUGCUGUGGAUGUAGUGAACACCACUGAUGCUCCUCUUUAUAAACUGACCUUCUCAUCGAAAGAUCUCGAGAUCUGCAGCUGCGUGUUUUCAGCUUUUUUUUCUGCAUAAUUGUGAAGUCUGUAAUAAUCCAAGUCAUCAGCAUGAAGUUUAGGAAUCAGUGACUGUGGGCAUUUGAUUUUCUUACUGCAUGUCAACAAUAUCACAAAUAAGAAACUAUAAUCAUUGCAAUGUUUGGAAAUUUCACUGACAGGAACAACAACAGUGUGUGACAAACACUAAUGCUAGUUAAACUGAUGCUAGUUACACUGAGGCUAGUUAAACUGAUGCUAGUUAAACUAAGGCUAGCUACACUAAUGCUAGUUAAACUGAUGCUAACUACACUAAUGCUAGUUAAACUGAUGCUAGCUACACUGAGGCUAGUUAACUGAUACUAGUUAAACUAAGGCUAGCUACACCAAUGCUAGUUAAACUGAGGCUAGUUAAACUGAUGCUAGUUACAAUGCUAGCUUUCAUUUCAGUAGUUAUAAUGUCAGGUUUGCUCUGAGUCUGUGUUAGAAAUGGUAUAACUACACAAUACAAACUUCACUAUACAACACUUAUUAUACACUACAUUCUGUAGACUAUACAACAUACACUUUACACUACAUAGCAUUCACUAUACAACACACACUAUAGACUACAUGCUAUAAAUGACAUAUAACACACUAUACAAUACAGACUAUACACUAUACAAACCAGUAUCAGGUUGUGUAUUUCACCCCGAGGCCUUCAGUGAUGUUCUAUUGUUCAGGUAGAUAUCCACCUCCUAAUCCCAUCAUUAUACACCACAUCUCCAGAACCCAUCAGUAUUAUAGAGAAGUGCAGUAGAUCAGAGCUGCAUCUCACACAGGAUCUCAUACAGUCCCAAUGAGUUCAUCACUAAAGCAACAAACACAAUGAUCACAAUUCAACACGUCUCCUUUCACUGGAGCCACAACUCCACCUCCACAUACAUCAUCUCCAGCAGGAGCAUCCAUAUUCACCUCCUCACAUCACCCCAGGGUUUCCUGCGUUUCUGUGCAUUUCCUUUUUUUCUGGGGAUUCGAAAUGAAGACAAAUUGUGUGCAAAUUCUAGAGGAAAGAAAAUGCAGAAGUAUAACAUUUCAUGAAGAAGCAUAUCAACUGUUUUGGUGACCUUUUUCUCAUCAUGUCCAGCUCCAGUUUCUUAAAAACUCCAUCUUGUAAAUGUCCUUGUAAGUUUAUCUGAUAGGUCUGAAAUCUGAUUGGACAGAAACACAAAUGUAAACAUACUCAACUCAAACAGUGCAACUGAGAGAAAAACUGUAGAGACAUAUAACAUGUAUAUAUAAACACAUGACAUAUAUAUUCAAAUGUACAUUUUAACUUAAAAAUAAAUUAACAUUUUGACUUAAAUGUAAGUAUUCUG
Silurus meridionalis is the source of this 3901-nucleotide messenger RNA. It is a transcript of the gene rasl10a, whose product is annotated as RAS-like, family 10, member A. Lineage: Eukaryota; Metazoa; Chordata; Actinopteri; Siluriformes; Siluridae. Gene Ontology annotation, molecular function: GTPase activity; GTP binding. The transcript is spliced from 3 exons. Bases 457 to 1086 code for a protein of 209 amino acids. The record is from RefSeq and is a predicted model, not a curated record.